Molecule: messenger RNA, 1490 nt
Organism: Nothobranchius furzeri (turquoise killifish)
Lineage: Eukaryota; Metazoa; Chordata; Actinopteri; Cyprinodontiformes; Nothobranchiidae
Gene: arfrp1
Product: ADP-ribosylation factor related protein 1
Biological process (GO): protein localization to Golgi apparatus; intracellular protein transport; Golgi to plasma membrane protein transport
Cellular component (GO): Golgi apparatus
Molecular function (GO): GTP binding; GTPase activity
Source: RefSeq, a predicted model, not a curated record
CACCAACGGAAAAGAAAAGGAAGCGGUGCGUUUCAGGAAGUGAACGUGUGUAUGGAGGGUUAUCUGUUGCUUUCAGCCACCGCUUGCAAUUGUUACCCAAUGAAAGUGACAGGCUUUUUGUUUCGCUGGGACGUUUGUUACCUUAAGUUAGCGUGAAGCCGCAGUCACGCCUGUUUCUGUUUUAGUUAACGCUUAGCAUCGACCAAAUUGGUGUCUUCAGGAUCCGUCGUGUCGCUUCUUCAGUUUUCCAAACAUGUACACUUUAUUUUCUGGAUUAUACAAGUACGUGUUCCAAAAAGAUGAGUACUGCAUCUUGAUCCUUGGUCUGGAUAACGCUGGAAAGACGACCUUUCUGGAACAAACCAAGACCAAGUUCAGCAAGAACUACAAGGGGAUGAGUCUGUCAAAGAUCACAACAACAGUCGGCCUGAACAUUGGCACGAUUGAUGUGGGGAAAGCCCGGCUGAUGUUCUGGGAUCUUGGAGGCCAAGAUGAACUCCAGUCUUUGUGGGAUAAAUACUAUGCUGAGUCCCAUGGAGUCAUCUAUGUGAUCGAUUCUACUGAUGAAGAGCGUCUUUCAGAGUCAAAGAAGGCUUUUGAGAAAAUGAUCAGCAGCGAGGCGUUAGAAGGUGUUCCUCUCCUUGUUCUCGCCAACAAGCAAGAUGUACUGAACUGUUUGUCAGUGGCAGACAUUAAAACCGCCUUUAGUGACUGUGCACCUAAGAUCGGCAAGAGAGACUGUUUAGUCCAGCCUUGCACCGCUCUCACAGGGGACGGAGUAAACGAAGGCAUUGAGUGGAUGGUGAAGUGUGUGGUGAGGAACCUUCACCGGCCUCCCAGACAGAAGGACAUCACCUAAGACAAACCAUCAGAGGACUUCCUCCCCUCUUCUCAUCACUUUAUGUGUCCCUUUACAACAUUUAAGGAGGCCUUUGGAGCUGUUGAUGUCAUGCUGACACAAACAAAUUAAGAUUCCUCACCCAAUUCUGUUUUGGGACAAGUAGCAGCACAGCCUAACGUUUUCAUUGUGUUUGAGCAUCUGGUGUGCAUUAUUGAGACUGAUAGGCACCACACACACACACACACACCCUUCAGAAUGCCUGUUUAAAGGAUACCCUUCAUUGGAAUUAGUUGGGUUAGUAGACCCACUUCUCCACAUGUAUGUAAAAUUCAUCCUAAAUAAUACCAAAAGAUUUAAUGUGAUUUCAGACAUACAUUCACUUUGUGCUCCGCUUCACUCAUCAGUCUGGUGGUUGAAGCUGAAGCAAGGCAGUCCUGUCUGUGUUUGGGUUGAUUCUUGGAUAUUCAGUGUCCUGCCCAGUGGGGUGCCGUAGAAACAGGUGCAGCAGGAAUGAAUGGAGGACACGGUGUUCAAAGUAUGUUGGGUUUAUUGUUUUUAACAAGUAUAAUUUGCUGAGUCACAACUGAUGGCUGGGUAACUGGUAUUUACUUUAAUUUAGAUGAUUAUUGGAAUAAAAUCAUCUCAAAGA